UUAACCUUUAAAAUUAUUUUGCACUGUCAUAAGUAUUUAUUUUUGUUACAGGAGUCCGCCAACCCCCUUCCCCCAACCCUGCAGACAUGGAACAUCGGGGGCACCCCACCAAGGUGUUCCCCCUGUCUUAGAGGAAGGAAAGGGUAUAAAGCACCAGUGAUAUCCUCAGCAUCUCCUUUGGUCAGAGAACCUGAAGAAAUGAUGGGAAAAGCCAAGGAACUCUUCCAGCUCUGUGAUAAAGAAGAGAAAGGGUUAAUAACCAAACGAGAUCUACAGCGACUGCAAAAUGAACUUCCACUCACUUCAGAUCAAUUGGAAGCUGUAUUUGACAGCCUGGACCAGAGUAAUAAUGGUUACCUUACUCCUGUGGAGUUCAGCAUGGGUCUUGGUAAAUUACUAGGGGUUAAUAUGACUAAUGGAGAGGAGGAAGAGAAGCCGGUAAUGGAGGAAACGUUUGAAUCUGGCUGGUCGGAUGAAGAUCAGGAUGAUGCAGAAGAAAUGCUCUUCUAUGCUGCUAUGGAACAAUUGGGAGCUGCUCGAAUAUUCCAAGAACACAGGGAGCUCAGAGAACUGUGGAACCGUUUACGCAAGGAGCGCCCAGAGCUGCUAGCAAACUUUGAGGAUUUUCUCUUCCGUGUUUCCUCUCAUAUCCGGGACGUGUAUCAUGAAAAGGAGACUUUGGAACAAGCUUUAAAAAGAAAAGAGACCGAUCACGGACGAGAGGUGAGAAGCCUAUAUGAAGAGAUGGAGCAGCAGAUUAGAAUAGAGCGAGAGAAACUACUCAGGAAGGUAUGA
Molecule: messenger RNA, 795 nt
Organism: Staurois parvus
Lineage: Eukaryota; Metazoa; Chordata; Amphibia; Anura; Ranidae
Source: the annotation of a GenBank genome assembly